GGAGGCGGCUGAGCUGGGGGCGUCGUUGGGCCAUCAGGCCAGCGCCCGGCCCGCAACAUGAGGUUCCGGUUCUGUGGUGACCUGGACUGUCCAGAUUGGGUCCUAGCAGAGAUCAGCACAUUGGCCAAGAUUUCUUCCGUCAAGCUGAAGCUGAUCUGCAGCCAGGUUCUGAAGGACCUUCUGGGGCAGGGGAUUGACUUUGAGAAAAUUCUGAAACUUACAGCCGAUGCCAAGUUUGAGUCUGGUGACGUCAAGGCCACCGUCGCGGUGCUCAGUUUUAUCAUCUCCAGCGCAGCCAAACACAAUGUGGACAGCGAGUCCCUCUCCAGUGAGCUACAGCAGCUGGGGCUCCCCAAAGAACACGCCUCCGGAUUGUGCCGUUCCUAUGAGGAGAAGCAGGGCCCUCUGCAGGAGAGCUUGAGGGGCAGCAGCCUGAGGCUGAGCAGACUAGAGAGUGUUGGCUGGCGUGUGGACUACACGGUGACCUCCAGCCAGCUCUGCCAUGUUCAUGAGCCAGAGGUGCACCUGAGGCUGGAUGUUCGGCAGGAGCCAGACGGUCCAGCAGAGCCCAUCGCCAUGACGCUGUCCGUGAAGAAGUUCCAAGUUCUGUUGUCAGAACUCAAACAAGCACAAGCCUUGAUGGGUUCCCUUGGCUGAGAGCUGACUGACAUCAAGAAAAGGAAGUCAAGGAGGCUGGCUCAGCUCAGACCUAUGUGAUCCCUAAACCUCGCUGGGCAGACUCCCUUCAAUAUUUGGGCUGAUGCCCCUUCCCUCUGUCUACAGCACCCAUUCAACUCUCUUCCAGGCCUGGAUAUGUUUGGUCCCCAUCUUUCAGAGCUGCUUAGCCCCAAGGAGCUCAGCAAAAGGACCUGGUUGGGUUGAGGAUUCCUUAAGGUGCCUUCCUGUCAUCUACCCUCACCACCAGCUUGCCCUAGUUUUGUACCUUUUUGUUUUGUUUUUAAAUAUAAACUCAUCUGUAAAAUUUUAUUUUUCCUAAUUUUGUACCUUUUUACUGGGAGUUGGAAGGAAUAAAUAUUGUCAUUGAGGCCAU
Molecule: messenger RNA, 1051 nt
Organism: Gracilinanus agilis (Agile Gracile Mouse Opossum)
Lineage: Eukaryota; Metazoa; Chordata; Mammalia; Didelphimorphia; Didelphidae
Gene: COMMD4
Product: COMM domain containing 4
Exons: 8
Coding region: 58-657 (199 amino acids)
Source: RefSeq, a predicted model, not a curated record